Plasmodium cynomolgi strain B is the source of this 975-nucleotide messenger RNA. RefSeq lists its product as hypothetical. Bases 1 to 975 code for a protein of 324 amino acids. Lineage: Eukaryota; Apicomplexa; Aconoidasida; Haemosporida; Plasmodiidae. The record is from RefSeq and is a predicted model, not a curated record. The transcript is spliced from 2 exons.
AUGGUUGAACUUAGUUUUAAAGAGCGAAAGAAGGGUACAAUCCUUAAUGAAUUUGAUUAUAUGGAGAAUUUUGACGAACUUGUAAAUAGUGUUAAUGAUAAAAUUAAAGAAUUAAAAAAAACAAAUGAUUUAUCCGAAUUUGUUUAUAAGUGUAAAGAGCUAGGUAAAUAUCUAGAUAAUCAUAGAAAAGAGUGUGUAAAAUGUUAUGAAGGUGAAUUUGUUCAAAGUCACUUAAAUUUUGAUAGCGUCAUUCAUCCAUUAUUAUCAGAAUUUACUAACUAUGGUGGAUGUCCUAGACACUGGAGAAAUGAAGACGAUGAACGUAUUAACUUGAUACGUGAAUUAAAUAAAUUUUGCGAACAAAAGGAAGAACACUUUAAAUCAAAACAAUCUAUAAUUGAGAAGUAUUUUUCAGGAUUCAGUCCCCAAAUAAAACUUUUGUAUGAUUGUAAUACAGCUGAUUCUGCAUUAUUUGAGGAUAUUACUAAUUACUGUAAUAAAUGCGUUCAAAUAGUAUCUGCUUCAAUUGAUGUGUCAAACGUACAAUAUUUCGUUACCGAAGGAAUUCAUACUCUUCCAGAUGAUAACUCACAAUAUGUUAUUAAUGAUAAAUCAGAUUUAAAUUAUACCUCCAAAAAAUAUGGUUUAGGCAAUAUCCUUUAUUAUGGAGAUAUUUUUUAUUAUGAUGAGCAUGAUGAUAUUCAUACCGUUACACUAAAGGACUCAUCGUGUACAGAUAAUACGUAUAAUAUUGUACAAGUACCUACACCUAAGGUUAAUCAGACUGUUCAUGAUACAGAAGUACCACAGAAACGUGAAAUAUCUGAGGUGUCUGCAGCAUCUAAAAUAUCAGAGCAAUUUGUUUCAUCUCCUAUUAAUAAUAUUCCAGAAUCUGAAGAACCUUCUACAUUAAAUCAUUAUAAGGAAAAUCAGUUGCCUCCUAAUUUGGAACCGCUAGGGACCAGUAUGUCCUGA